Pungitius pungitius (ninespine stickleback) is the source of this 4091-nucleotide messenger RNA. Its product is annotated as tetratricopeptide repeat protein 39C-like. NCBI's taxonomy places the organism in Eukaryota, Metazoa, Chordata, Actinopteri, Perciformes, Gasterosteidae. The transcript is spliced from 14 exons. The record is from RefSeq and is a predicted model, not a curated record. Gene Ontology annotation, molecular function: protein binding. Bases 501 to 2240 code for a protein of 579 amino acids. Gene Ontology annotation, biological process: otolith morphogenesis; cilium assembly.
UGUGACGCCAGGGCGACGUGACGUGCCGCCGGCAGACAGAAGCAGCCCAGCGGACUCGGAGCCUCGUUAUGUAACGCGUCGGGUGCUGCUGCAAGGCGGGGAGUAGCAGAGUGGAGGAGGCGUGCAGGUGGAGCCUGAAGGAUGCUAGAUGCACGGGCCGAUAGGUGCAGCGUGUGUUUAGAGCGUGGACGCGCACGCGGACGGGAGGAACGACGACGAGGAGAAGCGUCGCUGUAGCGCGGAGCGAGCGAGUCCUAUGCGGGCAUCAGCGGCCUACAUACCCCGAAAGGAGCACUGGACCCCGGAGCCUGCGGGAGCCGCUUCUCCUUUUCUUGAUUCGCCGACCAGGUCUCAUUUUUUUCUUUUAUUACAACAAAAAUAAAAUCCGUCCAUUACGCCAGCGGGAAUAAACCAAUGCGGCUUCGCUUCGGCGGAGAGACGCGUUUUGUUCCCCGUCGCACCGGUUCGGGCCCGCGGCCGCCCGCGCUGCAGCACAAACAAUGGCGGGUCCCGAGCGGUCCCAGCAGCAGCAGCAGCAGGUGGAGGACAAGGCCGAGCGGCUAGAUGAUGCCGAGAUGGCCCUGCAAGGCAUCAACAUGCUGCUCAACAACGGCUUCAAGGAGAGCGACGAGCUGUUCAGGAGAUACAGGACCCACAGCCCGCUGAUGAGCUUCGGGGCCAGUUUCGUCAGUUUCCUGAACGCCAUGAUGACAUUUGAGGAGGAGAAGAUGCAGACGGCCUGUGACGACCUGAGGACCACGGAGAAGCUGUGUGAGAGCGACAGCGCCGGAGUCAUAGAGACCAUCAGGAACAAGAUUAAGAAAAGUAUGGACUCUCAGAGGUCAGGUGUCGUGGUCGUGGACCGCCUACAGAGACAGAUCAUUGUGGCCGACUGUCAGGUGUACCUCGCCGUGCUCUCCUUCGUCAAGCAGGAGCUUUCAGCUUAUAUCAAAGGAGGCUGGAUUCUACGUAAGGCGUGGAAAAUGUACAACAAGUGCCACAGUGACAUCAGCCAGCUGCAGGAGGCCCGCCAGGGGAGGCCCUCGGUCCAGCAGGAGUCCCUCUCGGCGGACAACGCCAACCACAACGCGCCGGUGGAGAACUGCGUCACGGCCGAGGCACUGGACCGGCUCAAGGGCUCCGUCAGCUUCGGCUACGGCCUCUUCCACCUGUGCAUCUCCAUGGUGCCGCCACACCUGCUCAAGAUCAUCAACCUGCUUGGUUUCCCCGGCGACCGCCUCCAGGGCCUGUCCUCGCUCAUGUACGCGAGCGAGAGCAAGGACAUGAAGGCACCGCUGGCUACGUUGGCCCUCCUGUGGUACCACACGGUAGUGCUGCCUUUCUUUGCUCUGGACGGCUCGGAUACCCACGAGGGGCUGCUGGAGGCCAAAGCUAUUCUGCAGAGGAAGUCGGUGGUUUACCCCAACUCGUCCCUCUUCAUGUUCUUCAAAGGACGGGUUCACAGGCUAGAGUGCCACAUCAACAGCGCUCUGGCCUGUUUCCAUGACGCGCUGGAGCUGGCGUCCGACCAAAGGGAGAUCCAGCACGUGUGUCUUUAUGAGAUUGGUUGGUGCAGCAUGAUCGAGAUGAGUUUUGACGACGCGUACAGGUCGUUCGAACGGCUGAAGAAUGAGUCGCGUUGGUCGCAGUGCUACUACGCAUACUUGACCGGAGUGUGUCAGGGGGCCUCCGGCGACCUGGAUGGAGCAAUCGGGGUUUUCAAAGAGGUGCAGAAGUUGUUCAAGAGAAAAAACAACCAGAUUGAGCAGUUUGCCGUCAAAAGGGCGGAGAGAUUGAGAAAGAUCUCGCCCACCAGAGAGCUCUGCAUCCUGGGGGUGAUUGAAGUGCUGUAUUUGUGGAAGGCGCUGCAGAACUGCUCCUCGUCCAAACUGCAGAUGAUGAACCAGGUGUUACAGAGCCUCGACGAGGCUUCGUGCAGAGGCCUGAAACAUCUCCUCCUUGGUGCCAUCCACAAAUGCCACGGGAACGUGAGGGAUGCCAUUCAGUCCUUCCAGCUGGCCGCCAGAGACGAGUACGGACGCCACAUCAACUCGUACGUUCAGCCGUACGCCGUGUACGAGCUCGGGUGCAUUCUCCUCGCAAAGCAUGAGACUCUGGGAAAGGGGAGAUCGUUGCUACUUCAAGCCAAGGAGGAUUUUACAGGCUACGACUUUGAGAACAGGCUUCAUGUCCGCAUCCAUUCAGCCCUGGCUUCUUUGAAGGAAGUAGUGCCUCAGUGACUCCAGGAAGGGAAGCUACAGUAUCUCAAGCUAUGCUCAUGGGACUCUACCCCCCACUGAGGUUUAAAGCCAUUGGAGAUAAAUGUGUGGCGGCCCUAAGCCCAGUGAGAUGGUUAUAAAGGGUCAUCUCUGUGCAUUUUGGGACGUGCUGCUGUCGGGGCACAAAUUAGAUGAAGACUGGUUAGCCUAGCUGUGGCUAGUAAUCUGAAAUCCCUGGUUAACACCCGAAGAGCCGCGAUACCGGUACAUAUCAGACAUGUCUUGUAAACUGUCAAGCUACUUGUCACGGCCACUGAUGUUCAGACAAUGUGUAGGACACAGUUGAUGGGGAGAACGAAAUAGCUUCAGCUGCAUGAUAAACCACAGUUUGCGUUUCUCUUUUAUUUAUUCCGUUUCUUAGUUUACCCAGUUCAAAUACGAUAUAUCCUCUGGGAAGUUGGAAUAUGCGAUUGAUAUCCCUAUGUUUCCCGCCCCAGCUAGGCUGAACAUGAAUCGGGCCUAUUUAUGAACAAGAUGCACAGAGGUGAAAUUGAUAUCAAUCCAUGACUCUGGGCAGAACAACAAACAAGCAUAUCUCUCCAGAUCUCGUUCCUAUCUGUGUUUUAUUCACACCCAAAUGUAUUAGCUCGCUUGUAACAAUUUUUCUCAGUAGCUUGUGUAUUUGGAGUACUUCAGUAACGCACCCCCUCUCCCUCCAGUGAAUAAUCCAGCACAUAAAAAUAAGGUUUCAAUGAGGUUUAUUUAUUUGCCUUAAUAAUAAAAAUGUUACAUUGAGUGACGAGAGACACAGGUAUUUGUGUUUUCACAUUCUUUUAAAUCCAGACAUUUAACCUUAGAUAAGAAUCACAAAUAAUGCGAACGACCAGGGUUAUAAUUAUCAAAUAUAUUUCGAAAUAUAUUCAUGAAGGAUUCUUUAGAGGGGUGAGUUAUAUCACAAAGAGGUCACUUUAUUCACAAUGGAAAUAAAACAUCAAACUGGUACCCCUUCAAGUAGUUAGACAUUAUAGCAUCUGAGAAAUCCCCCCCCUUUACAAUGCCCUGAUGAUGUGAAAACACCGGGCAUUGGUCCUGGGCACUAUGCUUGGUAUGGCAGGGUAAACAGAAGCUUUAAGACUAUAUUGAAGUCAAAUAUACCCGUAUGUCCAUCCCUGCAAAUACAUAAGGUAUUAUAAUUCAAUACGACCUGUACUGUAAUGUUGCCAUUAAAAAAUGCUGUUAAAUGUUAGCCAAAUACUACUAGUUACUUACUAGUUACUUAAUGUAGUAUUGUUUUAGUGAUUCAACCUCUUGAAUUGGUUCAUAUUAGUAACAAGUUUAUUUAUUAUUUAGAAGUACUUAUGCCUGUGUCAUUUACAUUGAUAUUCUGUGAUCCAGCUGAUUCAAACGUAUGAUCUUAAAUUGUACAGAGGAUAAUAGAUCUGCAGUGAGAGGGAUUUCAACUAACUUUUCAGCAACACAGUUCCUGUACAUAACAAUCAUCCUGUUCAGGGUAUUGCUUUUUAUCAAUGAGCACUAAUUUUUUCAUGCAAGCAAUAUAAGCAAAAGGAGGGCAUCUUACAGUGUUUUCUACAUUAACUUUCUGUGUUUUUCAUCCCAUGAUCAGGGUUGUGGACGUAAAGAUUCCUAAAUGGAUGUAAACCGUGGUAAAUGUUGGGGGGACCACUGCAAUGUCAGUGUGGCGGAGUGACGUGAAGGUGAAAUGUCAGUAACCCCACCUUGCUGUCCCAAAUUCUUCUGUCACUAAAAGAGUUUUUCCUUCCGUCAUUAGCUUUUGUUGAAAUUGGGGUUACAUGUGUGAAUGAUGGUGUCCCAGUGUGUCAUUGAAGGCUACAAUAAACUGUUCCCCAUUAA